AUGGCUCCUCAAGUUUUUCGCACCCAAUCUCUGAUUCCUCCGUCCCACCAUGCACUCUUCCUUCUUUCCACCAUCCUCAUAUUUCUGUCCUCCAACACUAUCAUAUUCUCAUCGGCACAGGCUACCAACAAAACUGAAGAUGACCGGCAAGCCCUUCUCUGCUUCAAAGCUGGCAUCUCCAAGGACCCCGCCGGUGUUCUUGGAUCAUGGCGCAAUGACUCGCUUAACUUCUGCAGCUGGCGAGGGGUCAACUGCAGCACCACCCUCCCGAUCCGUGUCGUGUCCCUCCAAUUGAGGUCCGCGCAGCUCACAGGAACACUAUCCAGUUGUACAGCUGCCCUUACUUCUCUAUUUCAGUUGAACCUUUGGAAUAAUAAGUUAUCUGGAAGCGUACCUGAAGAGAUAGGUGAGCUUCGAAGCCUCCAAACCCUGAUGCUUGCUGGCAACAGGCUUUCAGGUAACAUCCCUCUGUCACUAGGUACAGCUGCAUCUCUUACAUAUGUCAACCUUGCAAACAAUUCUCUUAGCGGAGCUAUCCCUGAUUCCUUAGCAAAUAGUUCAUCACUCAGUGAGAUAAUCUUCUCACGUAAUGACUUAUCUGGGUUGAUCCCAGCUAAUCUGUUCAGCGCAUCCAAACUUGUUGCUGUUGACCUCCGGUCGAAUGCUCUCUCCGGGCCUAUCCCACAUUUCCAAAAGAUGGAUGCUCUGCAAUUUCUCGAUCUUACAGGGAAUUUGUUUUCUGGUACUAUACCAGCAUCUUUAGGAAAUGUUUCAUCCUUGCAUUCACUCCUGCUAGCACAAAACAACUUGACAGGAUCAGUUCCGGCAACUUUGGGUCAAAUUCCAAACCUAAACAGGGUAGAUCUAAGUAAUAAUAUGUUCUCGGGAUAUGUCCCAGCCACACUGUACAAUGCGUCAUCAGUCACACUCUUUAGCUUAGGCACCAACAAUUUUAUUGGACACAUACCUUCUGAAAUUGGCCACUCACUUCCAAAUCUUCAAACAUUGGUAAUGGGAGGCAACGGAUUUCGUGGACCAAUCCCAGAUUCUCUGACCAACAUGUCAAAGCUCCAAGUGCUUGAUCUUUCAAGCAACUUGCUGACUGGCGUGGUGCCAUCCCUAGGAUCCUUGGCAGACAUGAGUCAACUGCUUUUACGUAAUAAUAAACUCGAAGCUGGCGACUGGGCCUUCCUUACCUCUCUGACCAAUUGCACUCAGUUGUUAAUAUUAUCAAUGGAUGGAAAUAUCCUGAAUGGAAGUUUGCCAAAAGCAGUAGGCAAACUUUCAACAAAGCUUCAGCGGUUAAGCGUUGGAAGAAACCAAAUUUCUGGAGACAUACCAGCUGAGAUAGGCAAGCUUGUAAAUCUCGCUCUGCUUGACAUGGGCCAGAACAUGCUCUCAGGACAAAUUCCCAUGACAGUUUGGAACUUAAGCAACUUAAUUGUCCUAAAACUUUCCAUGAAUAGGUUGUCAGGUCAGAUUCCAUCAACAGUUGGUAAUCUUGUUCAACUCAACCAGCUUGAUCUUGAUGGCAAUGAAUUAUCUGGAAACAUACCAGCAAAUAUAGGACAGUGCAAAAGGCUUGCUAUGCUGAACAUGUCAGUUAACCGCCUUGAUGGAUCCAUACCAAUAGAACUCUUUGGUAUUUCUUCCCUUUCGUUGGGUUUGGACUUGUCAAACAACCACCUGACUGGGCCUAUACCACAGGAAGUUGCUAACCUGAUCAAUCUUGGCCUCCUAAAUGUUUCCAAUAACAAAUUAUCUGGUGGCCUUCCUUAUGAACUUGGCCAGUGUGUUCAACUGCUAUCCCUUCAAAUAGAACGCAACAUGAUCAGCGGGUAUAUUCCUCAGUCUUUCAGUGCACUGAAGGUCAUACAGCAGAUAGAUCUGUCCGAGAACAAUUUAAUUGGUCAAAUUCCACAGUAUUUUGGGAACUUCAGCAGCUUAAAUUAUAUUAAUAUGUCAUACAACAAAUUGGAAGGGCCAAUCCCGACUGGUGGCAUAUUUGGAAAUUCAACUGCAGUAUUCCUGCAAGGCAACACAGGGUUAUGUGCAGCUGUUGCCAUAUUUGGACUGCCCAUUUGCCCCACCACCCCAGCAACAAAAAAGAAGAUAAAUGCACGCCUGCUGCUGAUAAUAACUGCAUUGAUUACUAUUGCUUUGUUCUCUACUAUAUGUGUUGUUGUCACUGUUAUGAAGAGGACCAAAACUCAACCAUCUGAAAACUUCAAGGAAACAAUGAAGAGGGUGUCAUAUGGGAACAUCCUUAAAGCCACCAAUUGGUUCUCUCUAGUCAACCGGAUAAGCUCAAGUCAUACAGCAUCAGUCUACAUUGGUCGAUUUGAGUUCGAGACAGAUCUCGUGGCCAUCAAGGUGUUCCAUCUCAGUGAGCAGGGUUCGAGAACUAGCUUUUUCACCGAGUGCGAAGUUCUGAAAAACACCCGCCACCGCAAUCUGGUUCAAGCUAUCACUGUGUGCUCAACCGUAGAUUUCGAGGGAGAUGAAUUCAAGGCUAUAGUAUAUGAGUUCAUGGCAAACGGUAGCCUGGACAUGUGGAUACACCCAAGGGUUGGCAGCUCAAGGAGGCUGUUGAGCUUGGGCCAGCGGAUAAGUAUUGCGGCUGAUGUAGCUUCUGCUCUGGACUAUAUGCACAACCAGCUGACACCUCCUUUGAUUCACUGUGAUCUGAAACCGAGCAAUGUUCUGCUUGACUACGACAUGACCUCACGCAUUGGCGAUUUUGGGUCCGCCAAGUUUCUCUGUUCAAGUAUCGGCAGACCAGAAGGCUUGAUUGGUGUAGGAGGAACAAUCGGAUAUAUCGCUCCUGAAUACGGGAUGGGAUGCAAAGUCUCGACAGGUGGCGACGUGUACGGCUUCGGCGUGCUGCUACUGGCGAUGCUCACGGCGAUGCGACCUACGGAUGCACAAUGCAGCAACGCCCUCAGCCUCCACAAGUAUGUCGAUCGAGCCUUCCCCGAGAGGAUCGCUGAGAUUGUAGAUCCCCAUAUGCCAUCCGAGGAGGACGAGGCGGCUGCUUCUCUGCGUAUGCAAAACUACAUUAUACCUUUGGUCAGUAUUGGCCUGAUGUGUACCAUGGAUUCGCCGCAAGAUAGACCAGGUAUGCAUGAUGUCUGUGCCAAAAUUGUUGCCAUGAAAGAGGCAUUUGUCGAGACCUUGUGA
Molecule: messenger RNA, 3180 nt
Organism: Triticum turgidum subsp. durum (durum wheat)
Lineage: Eukaryota; Viridiplantae; Streptophyta; Magnoliopsida; Poales; Poaceae
Source: the annotation of a GenBank genome assembly